This is a messenger RNA of Ornithodoros turicata, 2093 nucleotides long. RefSeq names its product transmembrane protein 214-B-like (gene Tmem214). Gene Ontology annotation, cellular component: Golgi apparatus; endoplasmic reticulum. Lineage: Eukaryota; Metazoa; Arthropoda; Arachnida; Ixodida; Argasidae. Bases 31 to 2061 code for a protein of 676 amino acids. The record is from RefSeq and is a predicted model, not a curated record. The transcript is spliced from 16 exons.
CAGCAAUAUCAAAAGCUGCAUCAAACAGCGAUGGCGUCUUCGGGUCAGUGGGAAGUGGUUGGUGGAAAAUCUGGAAAAAAUAGACACGGGCACGGAGAUGGGACUGGGAAGCUUUCCAAAAAUCAAAAGAAGAAGCUUGCCGAAAACAUGCCCAAGAUAGUGCCGCUCGAGCCUUUGAAGGAGAGCGCCACAAUUUACGAUGCAUUCCUUGAAGAGCAUUCCAAAGCUGAGGAACCUGCACCGAAACCGAAGGCUCGUCCUCAACAGCAACCCUCCGGUCAGGCUUCACAACAUAAAAAGAAAAAGGACGAGAAGAAAAAGGCAUCCGGCAACGAGGACCUUCUCGGCCAGCUGAAGGCUGAUGAAAUCGACAACGUGCUGGCUUCUACUCGGCAUCGUUUUCCAAGUAAUCCCAUUGUGUGGUUGAAAGAUCUGGCCGCCUACUUGAAUGGAGUCCUGGAAAACCAGCCGCUUCGUCCUGGAAGUUCUGUUCUCUCAGGUCACCCGUUGAGCGGGCUGAAUGUGGAGGUUCAAGAAGCACUUCUGCGCUCCUUCGAAGAGUGCGGAAAUGAGGCCAUUUUGAGUCUCUUUUUCGAGCACUGUCUACAGAACUUGCUACAAGGGAUCACCAAAGGCCAACCUGUAUGGGGUUACCGGUUAUGCCUUCAACUCUUGGCCUGCCAGUAUCCUCACCUAGUUGUGGAUGCCCUCCCAAAGUUGAGGGAGCUUCGCACAAGCUACCAAAACCGCCAACCGGCUUGCCAGGCACUACUCUGGGCCGCUGCUCAAGCAGGUCUUCAGAGUCUACCCCUUGGACUCUCAGUGUGGUUGGAGCUGGUGCUUCCUGUCCUAGGAGUGCGUGCGUUCACAGCUUACGUGCUCGACAUCCUGGAGGCCCUUCUUUCGCGCCAUCCUGAAGGAAGCCCAGGCGUAAGCGAAGUGUUGGGAAUUCGUCAGGUCUUUCCUUUGUUGGACCUUGCCUAUGGGGACCAAGGUGCGAGCCUCGCACGCCCACAGCUACAAAGACUGCGCACACUCUACACACGCCUUAAGGCUUUGAGCUACGGCGAUACAAGGAAACGGACUUUGCGUCACUUUUUCCCGUCGUAUCUUCGAAGGCUGGUUCCUUCAGCGACUCCAGAUAUGCGCCGUGAGCUCCUGGGAAGCCUGAUAGAGUGCCUUGCAGUGGACCCACAGUGUGUGGUGGUCUGGAAGCAGCUCUACCCCAAGCACCUUGCGCAAUCUAGACUGCUGCUGGAGCACCUCUGUGAGACAUGGGAGGCACUUCCGCCGGCAUCCAGGAAACUCCUCGUGGACACGUUACCUGCACUGACACUCCACAACUCCAAUGCUCAAGAACAUGUUGCAGCCUCUGCAGCCUGCGUGGCUCUGCAGAAGAAGAUGAGGCGGAAGAGGAGCGUUGUGUCAUCAAUAUUUUGGCUACUGUUUACACUGGCCUUGAUGGCAGCAAGUGCGGCCCUCGCAUAUGAUGUCUUCGUUCUACAUGGUGGGAUUGUGGAAAGGUCACACACAGCGAGGUUUUUGAAGGAUGCCGGUGCACCUGAGCUGUGGGAAAAGACGAGGGUACACGUCGAGCAGGGGUACCGCUGGGCAGAAGCGAAUGUCCCAGUUUACUACAGCCGUGUGGCCGCUGUGCUGGGACCCCACCUGGCAAAUAUUCAGGAACUUGUUCUACAGUACGCCACGAUUGCAUGGAACAAGUUGGAGCCAGUACGAGACUGGCUGUGCAUUAAUGUGCCUCCGCUUCUGCAGUGGGCAAAUGACAGAGUGCCUGUAUUCCUGGAGGAAGUGCUUAAAGUACUUCACUCACUCUGGGCGGUUGUUGGAGCGGCACUGGUCACGUGCUUCAACUACAUGCAAGUCGGGGUUCAGGUUGCUCACAAGUGGUUGCUCGAGAAUUUGCUCACGGGAUCCUGGUCACCCGAGAAGCUCUCCGCCAGGGCAGCUGAGGCCGCAGACAUUCUACAAGGUUAUGCUGGGGCAGCCUUUCGCUGGCUCGCGCAACAAACGGCACCCCUCAUGGGAGCGUCUCCUCACUGACUCAACAAUAAACUCUGACUUAACUCACUUAA